AUGGUGCAGUUAUUCGAAUUCUCGAUCUUAAAAGUUCUAGUAACUCUCCUAUUGGUAUUUAUUCCAGAUAUGCAAACUAGUUGUGAAACAACAGAACCAGAACCAACGACAACAUCAGGUUGUCAACCAAUAGAUGCCGCGAAUCAUUGUGGAAGCAAUUUGUAUAUAUUUAAUCAUUUCGAAGGAAUUCCAAAUUCUAUCGCACCAGAUGUAGGAGACAUCAGAGGUGAAGUCCCGAAUGGAGCUAUUGUUAACUACACAAUAUUCGAUGGGGAUGCUAGCACAGCCUUUACAGUUGACUCAAAUGGGGUUAUCACCCAACUAAAAAUGUUAGACAGGGAGGUAAUGGGUACAUACGCCUUUACUGUUACAGUAAUCGGUUGUCAAUUUGAAAAAUCAAUACCUGUUCAAGUCAAUUUAAUUGAUCUUAAUGAUGAGACUCCAGCAUGGAGUACUAUCCAAUACUAUGCGGAAUGGAUUGACGGGACAGUUGCCGCGACUACAAUUGCAGUUCUAUAUGCUACGGAUGAUGACUUGGCUGAAAACGGUGAAAUAACAUAUGUGGUGGAGCCGCCAUUCGAUGACUAUUUUGCGACAGACAACAAUGUAGUAUACAACAAAAAUCAACUUCGGUUGUCCGAUUUUCAAAACGACGGAAGAAUAGGCUUAAAUUUUGACGAGAACGAGAUCACAGUUCAAGUUUCGGCAGAAGAUAAUGGUUCGGAGCCCAAAAAAGCCGCUAACACUGCAAAAAUAACUAUUAAAAUAACUAGUCAAGUCGAGGACGGCUUUGAAAACAUUACUUUGCAGUCAGGAUUCGUAUACGAGAAUCAGCCAAAUGGAACAUACAUCACAACAAUCCAAUCCGAAACAAGUGACGACUAUGAAGUGAUAUUCGAAGUUGCUGGAACCAAUGAAUUGUUUCAAAUUGAUCCAAUCUCUAGAAAUGUUACAACAACUGUACAAUUGGACAGAGAAGUUAACAGUAUGUAUCAUUUGGUGAUCAUCGGACAUAUGACAGAUACGACAAAGUGCUUCAUUAAUCCGAUUGCCGAGGAGCUCAUCAUUCAUAUAUUGGACACGAAUGACAACUAUCCUGAAUUUAGGUAUAAUACGUCAUCAGGAUCUAUUGCCGAGAACUCACCACCAAAUACAACAGUACACAUGAUGCCACUCAUAGAAGCAACUGACGCCGAUAUUGAUCUAAAUGCUGCAGUAGUCUAUUCACUGUCUGGCGAUGGGAGUGACCAAUUCCAAAUCGAUGAAAUAACUGGCAUCAUUACAACUGCCGAUAAUGAAAAUGUUCUUGAUUUGGACCGCGAAAUUCAAGAUACGUACGAGCUCACGGUUACAGCAGCUGAUAUGGGCGGUGAUGUUGAUAACCUCAAUACUACCAUAUCUAUUGUUAUCUAUAUCAGUGACGUCAAUGAUAACACACCGGAAUUUAAUGAGACAUCAUAUGAAUUUGAACUGGAUGAAGAUACACCUGUUAAUUACGUCAUAGGCACGCUAAUAGCCGAGGAUUAUGACAUAGGGCUGAACGGUCGUGUAUUAUAUUCUACGGUGGAUGGUAGUCAUGGUGAUUUCGACAUUGACACAUAUUCUGGUGAUUUAUUCGUUACUGGAAUAUUAGAUCGUGAAUCUAUACCAUCAUACGUCAUAAACAUUUCAGCUUAUGACACUGGAAAUCCAAUAUUAGAAUCGUACACAGUAGUCAUUAUAGAUAUACUAGAUAUUAAUGAUAAUAGUCCAGUAUUUAGUUCUGACUUAUAUAUAGGAAGUAUAGAGGAAUCUGCACAAUUGGAUAGCUAUGUACUGACUGUGAGGGCGACGGAUGACGAUGAUGGAAUUAACGCCAACGUUAGCUACUAUACUAGUAGCUCCGAUUUCUCCAUCGAUCCAAUUACAGGAGAUAUUACUACAAAUUCCACAGACUAUGAUUUUGAGGACAAUGGAAAACUGAACUACGAAUUUACAGUGUAUGCCAACGAUCAAGGAAUCCCAGCACUGACGUCGUCUUCAAGUGUCAGAGUUCAGAUUCUCGACAGCAACGACAAUGCUCCUCAGUUUACAGAAAGUGCUUAUUAUGGAAAUAUAGAUGAAAAUUCCCUCUCUGACACUACAGUUAUUAUUGAUCGUUUUAUUGAAGUUAGCGAUGCCGACACUGGUCUCAAUGCCGCUAUAGUUUACACACUCGCUGGUGAAGGUAGCGACCAAUUUCAGAUAGACAAUAUCUCUGGCAUAAUUACGACAUCAGACAACGAUACUGCACUCAAUUUGGACCGUGAAGCGAUCGAUCAAUAUGAACUAGUCGUUACUGCCUGCGAUAGAAACGGGCUAGACGGAAGCCUUAACACAAGUGCCUACCUAUACAUUCAAAUCAAUGACGUCAACGACGAAAUACCGGCUUUUGAUGAUUAUCACAACUUUACCGUAAGUGAACAUGCCGACAUUGGACACGUCGUCGGGAGAGUACGUGCGUUCGACAAUGACACUGGCAUCAACGCUAGGCUGACGUAUUCCGUGGUCAGUGGAAGUGGGGGGAAAUUUGACGUCGAUCCAAGAAAUGGUGCAAUUUUCGUUGCCAGCCAGCUCGAUCGCGAACACACUAUGACGUACAUCCUAAAAUUGUCAGUUUCAGACAGCGGUGUUAACAUUCUACAAGACUUCACUGAAGUGGAAAUUCAAGUUCUUGACGUCAAUGACAAUUCACCAACGUUUACCAGUGAUAUUUAUGUGGCCGAUGUAGAAGAAGAACUACCAUCCGGGACAUAUUUGUUUACGGUGACAGCCAGUGACCCGGAUGUUGGAAGAAAUAGCAACAUACUGUUUCGUCUUAAUACCACCGACUUUGCCAUAAACGAUACAACAGGUGAUGUGUUGACAACAACAGUUUUAGACUACGAAGACGAGGAGAAUAGAAUAUACGAGUUUCAAGUAUUUGCCUCUGAUCAAGGUGAAAUCCCCAUGACGUCAUCAGUUCUCGUUAAAGUAUACGUGUUUGAUACAAACGAUAAUGCUCCGAUUUUCACACAACACGUCUACUAUGGUAAUAUCGAAGAGAAUUCUGGGCCAGGAACGACGGUGAUAAUGACUCGUGACAUUUUAGCUUCUGAUGUAGAUCAGGGAUUAAAUUCAUCGAUCGUAUACAGCAUUAGUGGGAAUAACAGUGAUCAGUUUCGAAUCGAUAACAAAACAGGUGUCUUGGAAACAAGCAAUAGUGGCAAUCUAGACUUGGACCGGGAGACCGUUGACUUCUAUGAAAUCAUCUUAACUGCUUUCGACAGAAAUGGGAUGGAAGGUUCCCGCAACACAAGUGUUUUCAUACAUGUCACCGUCAAUGAUGACAACGACAAUAAUCCAGCGUUCGAGGAUACCCUUUACACAUUUGAUACGAGCGAAGGCGCCAAUGUUGGUGACAGUGUCGGGUCUAUUCACGCCGACGACGAGGACAUAGAUAUCAAUGCGCGACUGACUUACAGCGUGAUUGGUGGAAGUGAUGGGAAAUUUGUUGUUGACGCAGACAGCGGUGAAAUCUUAGUGGCAAGUAACCUCGACCGCGAAACCAAAUCUGCAUACACGAUUAACAUGUCCGUAUCUGAUAGUGGUGAAGUCAUACGCAGGAAUUUCACGGAGGUACAUAUUCAAGUAAUCGAUACCAACGACAACACACCAGAGUUUGACACUGACUUUUACCUAUCGAAUGUAGAAGAGGAAUUAACAUCCGGAACAUAUUUGUUUACGGUGACAGCCAGUGACCCGGAUGUUGGAAGUAAUUGCGAUAUAGUCUUCAGUCUUGAUACCCUCGACUUUGCUAUAAACGAUACAACAGGUGAAAUAUCCACAAGCACAUCGUUGGAUUUUGAAGACGAAGAUAACCGAAUUUAUGAAUUUUAUGUGUUCGCGACUGACCAAGGCGAGCCUGCCCUGACGUCGUCUGCCUUUGUCAAAAUACAGGUGGUUGACAUCAAUGACAAUGCGCCGGACUUUACCGAGCAUUUCUAUCACGGCAACGUUGAUGAGAACUCAGUAGCCGGGACAACUGUAAAUAUGUUACGAAGCAUUUUAGCGACAGACGAAGACCAAGGAAUGAAUGCAUCAAUUAUUUAUCAACUUGACGGCGACGGAAGUGAUCAAUUUCUAAUUGAUGAGAGGACGGGUGUCAUGACAACGAAGACUAGUAGUCUAGACAGAGAAGUGAAAGCGUUGUACGAAUUGAGAGUUAUUGCUUUUGACAGAGACAUGACUGCAGGAAGUCUCAACACUAGUGUACCUGUACAUAUUACAAUCAGUGAUGUUAAUGACAAUCGUCCAUCGUUCGACGGUUUGUUAUACUACUUUACAGUGAGGGAAGACGCCGAGAUUGGAUAUAGCAUCGGGAACGCGAGUGCAGUAGACGAUGACGCCAGCAUCAAUUCUCGGUUGACGUAUUCUAUUAUUGACGGGAGCGGCGGUAAAUUCAAUAUUCACCCUAACACCGGCGACAUUUUUGUUUUGAGCAAGUUGGAUCGGGAGAGUGAGGAAACCUACAUCAUAAAUAUAACGGUUUCAGACAGCGGUGUCGAGAUCUUACAAGACUUCGCGACAGUACAAAUACAAUUGUUAGACGUCAACGAUAACACACCCGCGUUUGACAGUAACAUUUAUGUAGCCGAGGUAGAGGAAGAACUACCAUCCGGGACAUAUUUAUUUACAGUGACAGCUACAGACCCGGAUGCUGGGAGUAAUGGCGACGUGUCGUACAGUCUAAACACAACUGACUUCGCCGUGGACGAGAUAACAGGGGAAGUAUCUAUCAACCAAAGUCUGGAUUACGAAGAUGGGGACAACAGAAAAUACACAUUCCAAGUAUUUGCCGCUGACCGGGGAGACGUCAUCAAAACAUCGACUGCUAUGAUUAUCAUCUACGUGGUCGACGUAAACGACAAUGAACCAGAUUUCGUGGAGCCAGUUUUCUAUGGUAAUAUUGACGAGAGCAGUGUGGCAGGAACAACAGUAAUCAUGAUUCGCGAUGUCAUGGCUACUGAUUUAGACAAUGGACCAAACGCUUCAAUUAUCUACUCGUUAGAUGGAGGCGUUCCGUUUUCAAUAAACGAAAGAACCGGAGUCAUAACCGCAACUGGAUUAUUAGACCGAGAAGCAAGAGGAGACUACGAGUUGACGGUAACUGCGUCUGACAGGGACGGAUUAGAAGGAAGUCGUGAUGCGACCGCCACUGUAAAUGUCACAGUUAAUGACAUUAACGAUAACUCUCCGGAAUUUUUACAAUCAUCGUACGAUUUCAAUGUAGCAGAAAACGCAUCGAUUCACACAACUAUCGGAGUUGUACAUGCAGGCGAUGACGACAUUGGAAUUAACGGACGGCUAACCUAUAUUUUGACUAGUGGUGGGCAAGGAAAAUUUGGCAUUGACUACAAAACUGGUGAAAUCUUCACACUUGAUAAACUUGACUAUGAAAACACAGUUGUAUACAGUUUAAAUGUAUCUGUUUCGGACGGAGGUGAACACGUGUUGCAAGAUUGGGUUGACGUCACUAUUCGAGUAUCAGAUGUAAACGACAACUACCCUGCGUUCACUCGUGACGUGUACGUUGGCAAUGUCACGGAAAACCUGGCUGUUAAUUCCGAUGUUUUAACUGUCUUAGUUACCGAUGCUGAUUCCUUCACAAACAGUGACAUCACAUUCAUGCUGGAUACAAGCAAUUUCCAAAUUGACGACCAAACAGUUUCUGUUAUAGUAUUCGCAUUCGACGCGGGACAACCAUCAUUGACAUCUUCGGCAUUGGUGAGAGUGACAGUCUUGGACACCAACGACAACGCACCCAUCUUCUCUGCAGGACACUAUGAUACAAUGAUAUUUAAUGGCAUGUGGGAUAACUAUCCAGUCCUCGUCACCCAUGCAGAUGAUGCCGAUAGUGGCGACAAUGGUAGAAUCUCUUUCCGUAUAUCUGAUAAUACAACUGAUCUGUUUACCGUAGACACUAAAGGAGUUGUCACUAUAACAGGAAUAGUAAACUACGAUGAACUACUGAGAGAUGGUUUGCUGGAUGAUGAAGAUGCUUUACAGUUUUUAGUGGUUGCUGUGGACAACGGUUCUUCACAGCUACAGAACUCAACUACUGUUAACGUUACAGUAGUGAAUGUAGAAUUAUCGGAUGAUGCCGGUGACUGCGUCUCAGAUAUAACAGGAUGUGGGAGUAAUUGGUAUCAAUUCACAAUCGACGAACAUUCCCCUGCUGGUACCUUUGUUGGUAAUAUAUCAGAGGAGGCAGAACACUUCCCUGAUUCAACUUAUUCUGUUUUGGAAGAGUAUGCUGUUGACGUGUUCAACAUAAGUGAUACAGGUGUCAUUGUAACACUGACUAAUAAUAUUGACAGAGAAGAAAACUCAACCAUAACGUUCACAGUUGUUAUUCAGUUUCAUCAGAAUGCAACAAAAUACGUCCCUGUGGUUGUGGUUAUGUUAGAUAUCAACGACAAUGCACCUAUAUUCUCCCCAAUAUCAUACAGUGCAGAAGUAUUGGAAUAUUCGCCAGCUGGUACUUUCAUCAUUCCACUACACGCCACUGAUCUAGAUGCAGGCUUAUAUGGAACUGUAUAUUAUGUCAUUCAGCAAGAUAGUUUCUUUUGGAUGGAUGCAAACAACUUGCGAAGUCUCCAGACGCUAGUUAUCAGUGAUCUGGUCGAUGCCGGGAUUUUGGUCAAUGACAACAUUGUAGAGCUAGAUGUUUAUGCAAUUGAUGGUGGCAACAAAUUGAGCGUCAACAAUGCAACAAUCAAUUUAAACAUAACUCAGCUACUGGAUGACAAUAAUCAGACUUGUCUCAACACAACUAGCUGUGGAAGCGACUGGUACAUGUUUAAUGUUACAGAAGAAUCUUCUCCUGGUCAAUUCGUUGGAAACAUAUCAGAAGAGGCGUAUGAUAUUUCAAAUCCGUCCUAUUUUAUCCUACAAGAUCAUGCAGCUCUCUUAUUUAAAGUUCACGACGAGGGUGUUCUAGUGGUUGGUGAAUCUCGUAUAGACAGAGAAGAGUUUAAAUAUAUACAACUGACUAUUGUUAUUUUGAGUGAAACCAAUACAACUAUAAAAUACAUACCCGUACAUGUGGAUGUGGUAGACAUUAAUGAUAAUCGACCUGAAUUCUCACGAAUAUCAUACAGUGUAAAUAUUUCAGAACACUCUCCAGUAGACACAUUCAUCGUCCCUGUCUAUGCAACUGAUGCAGAUUCAGGUACAAACGGAGAAGUAUCAUUCUAUAUUGCCGAACCUCAUAAUAAUACAUUCUGGAUGGACAAUAACAAUUUAAGAAGUCGCUAUGAACUUAUUUUAAAUGACGGUAAUUAUGCCAGUCACCAGACCAUUUACAUUUACGCAAUGGAUAAAGGCAACGUUGUGAGCAGUGUUUAUGCAAGCGUUGAUUUAUUGAUACACCCAUAUAGUACAUUGAAUUGCAAUGGAACGUUUCAGAAUGGCUCCAUUUGUGGAAGCGAUUGGUAUAGGUUUACAGUAGAUGAAAAUUCUUCUGGUGCCGUUGUUGGAAAUAUAUCGAAUGAGGCCCGAGGUAUGGAUGAUCCGAUGUACUCAGUAUUACAAGACUAUGCGGCUCGUGUUUUCGACAUUGCUGGAGAUGGUACCAUAUCGACUUCUGUGAAUAUAGACCGAGAGAUUAACGACACUAUCACUUUCACAGUAGUGAUAACGAAUCGAUUAGUGACAAUAUCAAAAUAUGUCUAUGUUCACGUUGAUGUCAUAGAUGUUAAUGACAAUGUGCCUGUUUUUGGGGAUACAUCAUACAGUGCUAAUAUUUUAGAACACUCCCCCACGGACACUUUUAUCACUCCUGUACAUGCGUCUGAUCUAGACGCUGGAAGCAAUGGUAAUGUUCACUACAAGGUAGUACUCGACAACUUCUUUUGGAUGGACGGCAACAACUUGCGAUGUACAAAGAAACUUGUUAAGCAAGAAAUGGUUGAUGAGAACAUACAUUUUCGCAAUAAUGACAUUGUCGAGGUUGUAAUUUAUGCAAGGGAUGGCGGCGGUAGAAUGAGCAUCAAUAAUGCCACAGUAUGGUUGCAGAUAAGCACACUGGCGCCAGAUGAACAAAUCACGUUUGAAAAACGUAAGGUUCGCGUGUUUGAAAAUCAACCCAAUGGGACGCACAUAGCGACAGUGACAACGACCGCCUAUCCGGAAUAUGACGUUAAAUACAGCUUUAGUCAGCCCAAUUCCACCGACUUCCACAUCAACCAAACAACGGGUGAAGUUACUACAAUAAGAUCACUUGAUAGAGAGAUCCGAAAAACAUACGAAUAUUUUGUUAAAGUGUAUGUUGAAGAUGAUGUUGUUUGUUUAACUGACGCGAUUAUUGCAGAGCUUAACAUCACGGUCUUGGACGAAAAUGACAAUCAUCCCAGCUUCUCAAAAACACAAGGCUACCAUGGAGAAAUUAUGGAAAAUCCCUCUUAUAGAAUGGAAGUUCAUAUGCCACACCCAAUAAUGUCAACGGACGGUGAUUAUGGAUUCAAUGCUUCAACGAUCUACACUCUAUCUGGUGAUGGUCAUGAACAGUUUAAAAUAGAUGGAAAAACAGGUGUCAUCACAGCAACUGAUGAUGAAUCUGUUUUAGACCUGGAUCGUGAAAAACGAGAUCGUUAUGAUUUGGAAGUGAUAGUUUCUGAUCGUGAUGGUGUAGACGAUCUAAGUCUUAGCACUAGUGUCCCAUUAACUAUUGUAUUACUUGACGUGAAUGACAAUUAUCCACAAUUCUCACAUAAUGAGUAUUAUUAUGAAAUCUUUGAAAACACUACUAGUAGCUACAAGAUUGGCGUUAUUAGUGCCACAGAUAUCGAUAGAGAAAACAACGCAGCCGUUAGUUUUGAGAUUCGUGAUGGCUCUGAUGGCGACUUCCAAAUUAACCGAAAUACAGGCGUGUUGAGCGUCUCAAACACUAUUGACCGCGAAAACAAAGCACAGUAUAUUUUAAAUAUAUCGGCGAGUGACCAUGGUCAGCCAAUUAACACAAACUUUACUCGGGUUGUGAUUAAGUUACUUGAUGUCAAUGACAACCAGCCAAUAUUCAAAAGUACGAUGCAAAACAGUGCGUAUAUAUUGGAAGAGGAGCCCAUUGGUGGGCAUGUUCUAACUGUUAUUGCGGAAGACCCAGAUGACGGACUUAAUGGUCAAAUAAAAACAAACAAAACAUUUGAUUAUGAAGAUCUAUCUGAUAGAUUACACGUGUUUGAAGUGUUUGCGGCUGAUAACAAUGAACCCUACCACGUAUCUACAGCCACGGUAACUGUCUCGGUCACGGAUAUUAACGACAACACUCCAGUCUUCACAGAGAGUGAAUACGAAUCUACUGUUGGAGAUGGAAUGCUGGCCGACGAAGUCGUUGUGGUUGUUAAGGCUACGGAUGCGGAUGAUGGUUCAGUGUUCUAUGACCUCGAAAAUUAUGACAGCGAUUUUGCCAUUGAACGUAAUCGAGGCAUAGUAAGAACUAACAGGACAAUUAAUUUUGACCAGAUUUGUCUUGGUGCUGCUAUCCCGUGUAUAAUCGACCUGAAUAUUUCUGCGACUGAUGACGGAAAUCCACCCCGCUCUAACUAUGCUAUAGUUCACGUGCAAAUCGAAAUCACGGAUAUUAAUGACAAUAACCCAGUAUUCACAUUAUCAUGGUAUACUGGUGAGGUAAACGAAGGUAACUAUACUAAUAUGAAUACGUAUAUACUGCAAGUCACAGCAACGGACACAGACAUAGAUGAAAACGCAGGCAUAGAAUACAGCAUAACAGACGGUAAUAACGGUGUGUUUGCCAUUGAACCGACCACUGGAUACAUAUAUGCUAAUAGUAAUAUUGACAGAGAAUACAAUUCAAGUUAUUGUAACACGAAGUAUACUAUGACUGUAAUGGCACAAGACAAUGGAAGCCCACAACUAAACAGUACCACUGGCGUGGAAAUAACUGUCCUGGAUGUGAAUGACAAUGUUCCCAAGUUUAACCAAUCUGUGCCUUAUAAGGGAUGGGUUGAAGAAAAUGCCCUGUACAGUGUAGAUAUUGUUACAGUGAGUGCAACCGACGACGAUGAAGGCGACAACGCGAGAAUUAGUUAUGCUAUUGUGUCCGGAGGCGACGAUGCAGUCAGAAUUAAUCCUGACAGUGGUCUCAUCCAACCAACCUGGAAUGCUCAGAUCGAUUAUGAGGACACAGAGGGCAGAAACUACACCCUUAUUAUCCAAGCCACAGAUGCUGGAAACCCUCCCCUGAGUAGCAAAGCGAUAGUACAUAUAUACGUCAUUGAUGUCAACGAUAAUACCCCCUAUUUUAUGAGUAAUUCGUACGUGGCGGAAGUUUCAAUGGACGAACCCGUUGAUUACUUAGUUAUCACUGUUCUCGCUGUCGACUCAGAUUCAGGGGAAAAUGGUAGAAUAACUUACACAACAAACGUUGAGUACUUUCAUCUUGACAAUGAAACUGGUGAAAUAACAAUACAGAAAGAAUUGGACACGUCAAAAGAUUUUACUUUCACUGUCAACGCAUCCGACAAUGGCACUCCAGUGAAAUGGAACACAACAGAGGUCACGAUCUCUGUGAAAGAAACAAACAUAUACGCACCUGUGUUUGAUCAGACGUUUUACUCGCUCAGUGUAACUGAAAACGUCCCUGCUGGAGAGCAUGUCGUCACGGUAACCGCCACUGACCGAGAUGCCGGAAAUAUCUCUUUAGUUGAGGUGGAGGGCGCAAAGUUCACAAUAACUGACGGUAACGACAAUGGAUUUUUUGUCAUCAACGGAACUACCGGUGAAAUUUUUACCACUGGUGAAAUUGACCGCGAAACUGCAGCAUACGUCAAUCUGGAGGUAACUGCGCAUGACGGAGGAACGCCGCCUAAAAACGACACUACCGUUGUGCAGAUCACUAUCAUAGAUGUGAAUGACGAACAGCCUGUCAUUGAUAGAGUAAAUGUCCCUUACAAUAUAUUCCAUGAUUCCCCAAACGGCACAUUUGUUAUGAAUGUGACUGCUUCAGACCCGGAUGAAAUUGGAAGCUUAAUGUUUUCACUGGAACAUUCAAUGUAUGACGUGCAGACGUCGUUCGAUAUCGACAACGAAACAGGCGCUGUCACCACUACAAAUAAGAUGAUGAUUCAAGUGUACUACUUGCUUGUUCAUGUCAACGAUGGUGUUAACAAUGCGAAGAGUGAAGUUUUUAAAGUAAAUGUGGUAUACAACGAUCCGAAUCUUAAUGCACCGAUAUUCAUACAUGACGCUAAUACCUCUUACAACACAACUAUUCCAUACGAUCUUCAAGUAUAUUCAACUUUGAGUGGUCUUAAUAUUCAAGCUGAAGAUGCUGAUGAAGGUAGCAAUGGCAAAGUCACCUAUACAAUGGGUGAGGGUAAUUUCAGGAAGAUAUUUGCCAUCAAUGCGACUUCUGCUAGUAUCACUACGCGUGAUAGAUUGCUGCCCUACUUUGAUUGGUAUAAUUUGACUGUUAUUGCAUCUGACGCUGGCUAUAAACCAAAGUCGAGUUCUGUCACUGUGUAUAUACAUGUUACUGAUACUGAUACUGAUACUACAGAAGAACCAAACACAACAGCAUCAGCAGCAGAAAGUGGUGCUCAGACGAAGACAUGGGCCGUUGCUACGUCAUCAACAACUGGAAUACUUGCUGCUAUUCUUGUUAUACUAACGGUUAUGUACUGUGUUACGUUAAAGAGAAAAUCAGUCCCGGUUCAGUAUCCACCCCAGCUACCACCUAGAACACCACUUCACAAUAACGACAAGAGUAAACAGUUGGACGGCGACACCGGCUCAGAAACUAUACAUCAUACAUAUUUAGAGCCAGGGAAAAUAAACACAGAUGAGCCAUACGAAAUACCCAGGGCCAAGGCUAUGUCUGCUUCUGAAUACCUGAAGCUGAAUCCGGAAAUCCGUCAUAUGUAUUUGCAUAUGAAUGAUGAAGAUGAGUAUCUCCGAAUGGAAACACCUCAGUCUGAUAUAUUGACUGACCCUGAAGGGUAUAUUGACAGUGGGAAUAGCGUCGAAGACACAGUAUGA
Molecule: messenger RNA, 12057 nt
Organism: Saccoglossus kowalevskii
Lineage: Eukaryota; Metazoa; Hemichordata; Enteropneusta; Harrimaniidae
Product: protocadherin Fat 4-like
Biological process (GO): cell migration; homophilic cell-cell adhesion; multicellular organism development
Cellular component (GO): catenin complex; plasma membrane
Molecular function (GO): beta-catenin binding; cadherin binding; calcium ion binding
Source: RefSeq, a predicted model, not a curated record